Messenger RNA from Seriola dumerili (greater amberjack), 1977 nucleotides. Its product is annotated as interleukin-17 receptor A-like. Gene Ontology annotation, molecular function: interleukin-17 receptor activity. Lineage: Eukaryota; Metazoa; Chordata; Actinopteri; Carangiformes; Carangidae. The record is from RefSeq and is a predicted model, not a curated record.
AUGAUCCAUGUUCUUUUUUUCUGUUUUUGUUUGAGUGCUGGACUCACAGUGGCAUCUUCUUUUUGGAUUCUAAACAAACGUCUGGACUGCAGUCAACCGGGACUUGACCACUGCAAAAUCAAUAACUGUUCAGACAAAAGCGUGGUUGCACAACGUGCUCCUACCAGCCCAGACUGGGGUCCUGAGCAUGUUGGAGUCGAAAUGGACAAACACGGGACUGUCCCUGUUAUGAAUGUGCAAUGGAAACUAAAGUCAGAUGCAGGUGUAUUAAACCUUCGUGGAUCCGAGAUAAAUAUUCUGGAUGAAAGUACAAAUCAAAGUAUGUGUGUGCAGUUUUUCUACAAUAUCCAACAGCAGCUGAAUCCAAACUAUACGAGGUGGACAUUUUCCUUGGAUGGAGUUGUGGUGGAGCCCGGGCAAACAUAUUUGGUGUCAGUUGUUAAUUUGCCAGAACCUAAGAGUGGAGACAACAGGAUCAGAAAGCAGAUCACCUUCCCAAGAUGUGAUGACAGCAGAAUCCAAACAGCCAGAACGUGUCUUGAAAAUGGUAGCCUGUGGAAGCCUCACAUGACCGCUGCCAUGUCUGUUGAUAGGCAACAUAAAAAGUUGUACAUUGUGGUGAGUUUUGAGGCAGCACAGUAUUCAGAAAGAUACCAAGUAUCCAUCCAGAGCCAGGCUCUCCAUCAUUCAAGGAAUGUCUCAAAGGAAAAUACAACAUCACUGAAUGUGACAUUUGAAUUUGGGUUGUGGCAGCUCUCACAAUGUGAAAUGUUGUUAACGAUUCAGCCGUAUUUUCCACGAUGCAAAAAUCACUGUCGGCGCCACAAGGAGAAACUCGAUUACUGCCCAUAUUAUCCACCGCGGACGUUAAUUAUAAAGGCAGUUGUGGGGCUGCUUGUCAUUGAUGUUUGUCUUUUUUAUUUCCUGUGGAGAGCAUUUCAUAAAGAUUCUGUGAACACACCUUCAUCUGCUGCCAAAAGCGAACCAGAGGGUUUUCAGCUCCAGGAGAGAAAACGAGUGCUCAUCAUCUACUCCCUCGACCACCCGUUAUACAAAAACAUUGUUCUCAAGCUCUGUGGCUUCCUGGCGACCAAAUGCGGUACUGAAGUGGUCCUGGAUCUUCUGGACUCUGCCAGACUGGGAAUGUUGGGAAGCAUUCAGUGGUUGGACUGGCACAGAGAGCAAAUAGAAAGCUCUUCAGAUAAGAUACUAAUCCUGUGCUCACCAGGAGUACAAGCCAAAUGGAGAGCCAUGUGCGGUCACAAACAGGUUUUUCUGAGAGAGGACGCCCGCUCACCUGUAGGUGACAUGCUCACUCCAGCCCUCAGCCUCAUGGUCCCCCAUUUUAUUCGAUCUGCUUCCUUUGAAAAAUACAUAGUGGCUUAUUUUGAUGACAUUUGUUCAGAAAAGGAUGUUCCUUCACCUUUGAACAUUACAGUACGGUACAAGCUGAUGAAGCAGUUUGAGGAGAUCUUUUUCAGAAUCCACGAUACAGAAAAGCAUGAACCAGGCAGAGUGAAUCACAUUGAAGGGCUUUCAGAGGACGAGUAUCAUCAGUGCCUCUCAGGUAGAGCCCUGCGGGACGCUAUAGACGCUUUCCGUGCAUAUCAGCUGGUGCAUCCACAGUGGUUUGAGGAUGAAUUACUGGAGAGCUCAGAGGUGGAGGUUGAAGAGACCUCAGCGGAUAUCUAUGACAAUGACGUCACAAACCUCAUCACAUAUUUUAUACCUGACUCCUUCCAAGUCAUCAGCCAUGUAAAGACACAUGAAAGUGAUAUCACUGCAGACAAAACAGGCCUCUACAUGGCCGAACAGCUCCAAAUGUGCUCCUCAGUUGAACUCAAUCAUCUUAUUGUUGAGGACAUGCUGCCAGUUUGAUUUGAUUGUAUUAGCGUCUUGAGAUGCUCAUGAAGAAGAUCCUGCCAGCUGUCUGUGGAAAAUAUCGAGGACAGUCCAUCACUUGUGCUGUGUGAUGAC